Molecule: messenger RNA, 2358 nt
Organism: Varanus komodoensis (Komodo dragon)
Lineage: Eukaryota; Metazoa; Chordata; Lepidosauria; Squamata; Varanidae
Gene: DNMT3B
Product: DNA methyltransferase 3 beta
Exons: 20
Coding region: 1-2358 (785 amino acids)
Biological process (GO): negative regulation of transcription by RNA polymerase II
Cellular component (GO): nucleus
Molecular function (GO): DNA (cytosine-5-)-methyltransferase activity, acting on CpG substrates; DNA binding
Source: RefSeq, a predicted model, not a curated record
AUGAAAGAGGAAAAGCAUGACUGUCAGGAGACGGACGAGGACGGCGAGCUGGCGUUGCUCAGCGGGAGCUGCAGCGACGAGGCCGAGGCCGGCCCUGGCCCCACGCCGGAAGCCAAGGGGAAGCGGAAGAAAGCAGAAACUGGCGACUCGGAAAAACUGCCCCACAAGGUGAAGGAGGAGAGCAAGGGGGGUGCAGUGGAGGAGCCCCCCAAGGACGCCCAGGAGGUGCGGAUGCGUGGAGCUGCUGGCUGGGAGAGCAGCUUGCGGCAGAAGCCCCCUCCGCGCAUCGUCUUCCAGGCCGGGCCCGCCUCGCAAGAGAAGAAGCCGAAAGAGGACGUGGAGAGUGUGGAGGGCUUCAAGGAGCGGCACAAGAUCAGGUAUUCCAAGAGGCUCGCUGCAGGUGUCCAAAUUGACUUCUCGGAGGGGAAUUCCAUGGACUCCAGCCAAGGCAGGAGCAGCGCUGGCGUCCCGAACGGAUGCCACUCCAGCCGGGUGCUGAGCAGGACCGAGGAAUACCAGGAUGGCAAGGAUUUCAGGACCGGGGAGCUGGUGUGGGGGAAGAUCAAGGGCUUUGCGUGGUGGCCCGCCCUCGUCGUCUCCUGGAGGGCCACGUCCAACCGCCCGGCGGCCCCCGGGAUGCGCUGGGUCAAGUGGUUUGGCGACGGAAAGUUUUCCGAGGUCUCCGUGGACAAGCUGGUGGGACUGGUGGCGUUCCAGGCGUAUUUCAGCUCCACCACCUUCAACAAGCUGGUCUCCUACCGGCAGGCCAUCCUGCAUGUGCUGGAGGUCGCAAGCGCUCGCGCCGGCAAGACGUUCCCCAGCGCUCCGGGGGACUCCCUGGAGGACAAGCUGAAGCCCAUGGUGGACUGGGCCAUCCAUGGCUUCAAGCCCAUGGGAGGCAAGGGGCUGAGGCCCCCCAAAGCCGCAGGUACGGGCGAUGCUGAGGACCCCCCCCCCACGGAGCCCCCCGCCACCCCCCCCACCAAGCGGCUCAAGACCGUCGUCUGCAAUGGCGGCAAGGAGCAGGCAGAGGUGAACCAAAGCAGAGAGAAGAUGGUGUCCGAAGUCAAGAAUAACAAGAAGAGCUUGGAAGACAGCUGCUUAUCGUGUGGGAAGAAGAACCCCGUCACCUUCCACCCCCUGUUUGAAGGGGGCCUCUGCACGACCUGCCAGGACCGGUUCCUGGAGCUGUUCUACAUGUACGACGACGACGGGUACCAGGCCUACUGCUCCAUCUGCUGCGAGGGCAGCGAGCUGCUGCUCUGCGACAACGCCAGCUGCUUCAGGUGCUUCUGCGUGGACUGCCUGGACGCGCUGGUGGGCAGGGGCUCGGCCGAGGCCGCCCGCGAGGAGGAGCCCUGGAGCUGCUUCAUGUGCCAGCCCCAGCGCCGCCACGGGGUGCUGCAGCGCCGGCAGGACUGGAGCGCGCGCCUGAAGGAGUUCUUCACCAGCGAGAGCGGGCGUGAAUACGAGGCACCAAAAAUCUACCCUCCCAUCCCAGCCGCAAAGAGGCGGCCGAUCAGGGUGCUGUCUCUCUUUGAUGGCAUAGCGACAGGCUACCUGGUCCUGCGAGAUCUGGGCAUCAAGGUGGAGAAAUACGUGGCCUCUGAGAUCUGCGAAGACUCCAUCGCUGUGGGGACGGUGCGGCACGAAGGGAGCAUCAGCUACGUGCACGACGUCAGGAACAUAACCAAGAAGAACAUUGAGGAGUGGGGGCCAUUCGACAUGGUGAUUGGCGGCAGCCCCUGCAACGAUCUCUCCACUGUGAAUCCGGCCAGGAAAGGUUUGUAUGAGGGAACCGGAAGGCUGUUCUUUGAAUUCUAUCACCUGCUGACACUCGCUCGCCCCAAAGCUGGAGAGGAGCGGCCAUUUUUCUGGCUCUUCGAGAAUGUCGUUGCCAUGAAAGUCAACGACAAGAGGGACAUCUCGCGUUUUCUGGAGUGCAACCCAGUCAUGAUCGAUGCCGUGAAGGUCUCCGCCGCACACCGGGCGCGGUAUUUCUGGGGCAACCUGCCUGGGAUGAACAGGCCCCUGGUCGCUUCAAAGAGUGACCGACUCGAACUUCAGGACUGCCUGGAGUACAACAGGACGGCGAAGUUGAAAAAGAUCCAGACCAUAACCACCAAGUCCAAUUCCAUCCGGCAGGGGAAGGCCCAGGCGUUCCCCGUGCGCAUGAAUGGGAAGGACGACAACCUGUGGUGCACCGAGCUGGAAAGGAUCUUUGGCUUCCCCCUGCACUACACGGACGUGUCCAACAUGGGCCGUGGCGCUCGCCAGAAGCUGCUUGGCCGGUCCUGGAGCGUCCCGGUCAUCCGCCACCUCUUUGCCCCGCUCAAGGAUUACUUCGCCUGCGACUAG